Messenger RNA from Ilex paraguariensis (yerba mate), 240 nucleotides. The record is from the annotation of a GenBank genome assembly. Lineage: Eukaryota; Viridiplantae; Streptophyta; Magnoliopsida; Aquifoliales; Aquifoliaceae.
AUGGCUAGACUGAAACAAGCGAAAGAAGAAGCUGAGAAGGAGAUCGCCGCCAUUCGUGCUCAAAUGGAAGCUGAGUUCCAGAGAAAGGUCGCAGAGAGUAGUGGAGACUCGGGUGCUAAUGUGAAGCGUCUUGAACAAGAAACGGAAGCAAAGAUCCAUAAUCUGAAAGCAGAGGCUGAACGAAUUUCCCAUGAUGUUGUCCAGAUGCUUCUGAAGCACGUGACAAGUGUAAGAAACUAA